This is a messenger RNA of Scheffersomyces stipitis CBS 6054, 780 nucleotides long. RefSeq lists its product as uncharacterized. The record is from RefSeq and is a predicted model, not a curated record. NCBI's taxonomy places the organism in Eukaryota, Fungi, Ascomycota, Pichiomycetes, Serinales, Debaryomycetaceae. Bases 1 to 780 code for a protein of 259 amino acids. The transcript has a single exon.
AUGAGCUCCUCCAAUAUACGUACGGCAGACUCAUCCAGUGGGUCAUCGAAGCUUCCUGUUCCCAGACAUACAUAUUCCAACUCGCUGGUGUCUAACAUUUCCAGUAUGAAUCCACAAUCUCUCUCGAAUUUAAAGCCCAACAGGUCUGGUUCCAGCGCUGCCCGCCUAACAAGAACCAAUACCAAUGCUACCGAUGCAAUUACAAAUGCUAACAGCACUAUACUUGGAGAAGGUGCUCCUAGCUUGAGAACAAUAGAUAUGGUGCCGAGCGCCAGACCCAGUGUCUCGUAUCUGGACAAACUCUGGACCCAAAUCGAUGUACUUGAUGAUGUGAAAAGUAUGGCUAAUCAAGUACGGCUGAAGGGAUCAUUUUUCAACGACAAGUUCAACCAAGAGUUGACGAAGUUGAAAGAACAACAGAAUAAAUUGUUAGAAACAAUGUCGUCACAGCAUUUCAGCGACAUAGGCAGAAGUAGACUGAACCAAUUAGUAGCGGCGUCGAUUAAGUCUCCCAGCUUAGCUUUGCACUCUACAGGUGGACUUAAGGGUGGCUUGUUGCCGUCGGACAAAGAUGAAAUAGUAGAUAAAGACAAGCUCAAACAGGAAAAGUUGGAUGAGUUCUUUGGUGACGAGCAAGGUACCAAGAGCUCUCGAGAUAUUCUUUACAGAAAACAGAAUUUCGACGAGAUGAACAAAUAUGUGGAUCAGAUUAAAGACGAUUUGGUCAAUGUGGGAGAGUCUAUGAAGCGCUUUGACGAGACAACAAGAGAGAUAUGGUAG